Hylaeus volcanicus is the source of this 1263-nucleotide messenger RNA. Its product is annotated as alternative oxidase, mitochondrial-like. The record is from RefSeq and is a predicted model, not a curated record. NCBI's taxonomy places the organism in Eukaryota, Metazoa, Arthropoda, Insecta, Hymenoptera, Colletidae. The transcript is spliced from 4 exons. Bases 204 to 1208 code for a protein of 334 amino acids. Gene Ontology annotation, cellular component: mitochondrion. Gene Ontology annotation, molecular function: alternative oxidase activity. Gene Ontology annotation, biological process: alternative respiration.
CGAGCAUUUUUUUAAUAUAAAAUUGCUGCGUAAAUGCAUGUUAAUUUUUCUUUUUUUUCUGGCGCUACUAACUUGUAAUGUAUGGGCAUUGCAGUCUUUAAGUUUUCUCACAUACGCACACGCAUGAAAUAAAAAUUAAAAUCAAAUGAACUUUCCUGAAAAAGAAAACAAAAAAUUCUAGCUUCUAUUUUUUUUAAAGUAUCAUGACCAAUCGUAAGCUUGUUGGUAUCUUAACCAGAGUAUGUUAUCCAAAAAUUUUGAAUCAAAGAACGAUUUCAUCUUUGCAUCAACGUCAUUUUGGUUUAAUAUCUCAAAAUUUCGUGACAUUUAAUUCCAAACAUUCUUUCGUUGGGUGUACUCAAAUUUCAAAUUAUUUUUCGACAUUAACUGAUACUGAAAGAGCGGAAAUACCGGAUCACACGUCAACAGAAUCUCUUCAUUUUAUUGUUCAUCGUCACAAACAACCGUCUUCCGAAUGUAGUGUAUCCGAAGAAGCUUUGCAUACGUUACCACAUCCAGUAUGGGAUACGGAAGCGGUAGAAAAUGUUCGAAUUUCACAUAAACAGCCAGAGAAAAUAGUUGAUAAAUUGGCAUAUGGUUCUGUUAAAAUGAUGAGGUUUGGUUUUGAUGUUGUGUCGGGAUACGCUCUCGGACGCAUUGAUGAACGUGGUUGGUUAAAUCGCAUUGUUUUUCUCGAGACCGUCGCGGGUGUGCCUGGAAUGGUUGGUGCUAUGGUGAGACAUUUAAAGUCGCUACGUCAUAUGGAUCGUGAUAAUGGAUGGAUUCAUACAUUGUUAGAAGAAGCCGAAAAUGAAAGAAUGCAUUUAAUGACAAUCCUAGUACUUCGUCGACCUUCUUAUUUAUUUCGAAUGGGUGUGCUUCUGACGCAAGGGAUUUUUCUUUCCUUAUUUUCUACCUGUUACUUGUUAUGCCAUCGAUUUUGUCAUCGCUUUGUAGCCUAUUUGGAAGAAGAAGCUGUUGUAACAUAUACGAAGUUGCUUAGUGAAAUAGAUAAUGGACAUUUACCUUUAUUUGAAAAAUUGCCUGCUCCUAUUUUAGCAAAAAAUUACUGGAAGCUUCCAGAUAAUGCUAUGUUUCGAGAUGUUAUAUUAGCCAUACGAGCUGAUGAGGAUCAUCAUCGUUUAGUAAAUCAUACAUUCGCGCAACUUGAUGCAACGGGUCUCAAUCCAUUUUUACCAGGACAGUAAAGUUAUUUUACUCAAUUCUUUCAAUGAUUAGAAAAAAAAAACAAUUUUCAAGCAG